This is a messenger RNA of Pelobates cultripes (western spadefoot toad), 177 nucleotides long. The record is from the annotation of a GenBank genome assembly. Lineage: Eukaryota; Metazoa; Chordata; Amphibia; Anura; Pelobatidae.
AUGGAACAGCAACAGAUUAUGCUACUCCGCAACCUAUUCCCCUUCCAAAUCACAACCACCUCACUCACAUACCUGGGAAUUAAACUAUCCCUCCGACUCACGGACCUCUACGAUCUUAACUACAAACCACUAUUGGCAACAGCCCAUUCUGACCUCCAGCGCUGGGAAGUACUGGGA